Molecule: messenger RNA, 987 nt
Organism: Paracoccidioides brasiliensis Pb18
Exons: 2
Coding region: 1-987 (328 amino acids)
Biological process (GO): protein histidyl modification to diphthamide
Molecular function (GO): metal ion binding
Source: RefSeq, a predicted model, not a curated record
AUGACACCAUCAACGGCUCCAAGCACAACGCCGACGCACUACUUGAUCCUCAACCUCCCAUAUCCCCCGCCUCAACCCCUUCCAAAGCCAGCUGUAAAACUAGCUUACCAUCGCGCGCUACUAAAACAUCAUCCCGACAAAGCUCGAGCAGCUACAUCCACAUCCUUAUCCAAACCCGCCCUCACAACCUGUGCCAGCAACAUCGCAAAUUCAGGCCCACAAUGCACAAAUAGAACAGCGCAGGCGGCAUCUAGUGUAGCUGCCACAGCUCCAGUGGAUGACGCGAACGGAAAGGACAUCCCCUACGACUUGCACCGGUACACAGUCGACCAAAUAACCAGGGCGUACAAGAUUCUCUCAGACCCAGUUGCCAGGGCUGAAUACGACCGCUCACUUCGCCUGUUGGGGAUAAAUGGCAGCAGAUAUGGACAUGGGCAUUGUGGCAGUGACGGUGACGAUACGGAUUUCCGGACAGGAAUGGAGGUUUUUGAUCUAGAUGAUAUGGAGAUUGGGAAUGUUUUGGGUUCCGACACGGGAACUGGUGAUAGUGGCGGUGGGAUGUGGUACCAUGCCUGCCGGUGUGGGGAGGAGAAAGGAUUUCUGGUGUUGGAAGAGGAUCUGGAAAGGGAGGCGGAGGAAGGAGAAGUAGUUGUAGGAUGUUGUGGGUGCAGUUUGUGGGCGAAGAUUGUGUUUGCUGUUGAAGAUGGGGGCGAUGAGCUUGUUAUGGAUGAGGCCGGGGAUGGGAGCGGGGAUGGGAGUGGGAAUGAGAACGGGAAUAAUAUCUGUGCUGCGCGUACCAGCCUUUCAUAUGGCAUCCGCCAAUAUAGGGAUAUCAACACCCAAUCCAACGAGAAGCAGACCCGCAACAUGGGGAAAUUUCUUGCGUUAGCUCUCAUGGAGCAUCCAGAUGAGUUCAAGAUGGUGUACGACACUUCUCUCUCCCCUCCAUCUACGCCAGGAGCUGCUCGUCUGCUGCGAACUCUUUGA